UCAUUUCUCAUAUAUUAAAUGCUCCUGCUGUUGCAGAAAGGCAUCCAUGCAAAUACAGAGAAGCAAAGACUACCAUAUUAACUGGAGUAGCCCUCGUUGCAUCUUUUCCAUCUCUUCUGUAUAUCUUCCUUAUUGCACGGACUGAGAACUCUUAACUACUAUUGUUCUCUGCACUGCUUAUUUUGUUUAUUUGCUUUCUUGAAACCGAUCGAUUGAGCUUGAUCAGUGAAUAUGAAGAAGAUGUCUCCUCGCGCGUGCGCGGACGCCGGCUGCGUAGAUAACGGGAUCAUGCUGUUCGGCGUGCGGGUCACCGAGGGAAACUCGUUCCGGAAGAGUGCCAGUAUGACCAAUCUCUCGCAGUACGACCAGCAACCUCAAGAUUCUAACGUCGAGGCCGGCUAUGCCUCAGACGACGUCGUUCCCUCGGGUGGCGGUCGCGAGCGCAAGAGAGGGGUGCCAUGGACGGAGGACGAGCACAGGCUUUUCUUGCUGGGUUUGCAGAAGGUAGGGAAAGGAGAUUGGAGAGGGAUUUCAAGAAACUUUGUGAAAACAAGAACUCCAACUCAGGUGGCCAGCCACGCUCAGAAGUACUUCCUCCGCCGGACUAACCAGAAUCGGAGACGCCGGAGAUCUAGUCUCUUUGACAUCACCGCCGAUACGUUUCCGGGUUCCUCAAUCGACGAAGAUCAAGUUUACCAUGAAACAGUGCCGCUACCGAAGCCACAGCCACAGCUAAGCCAUAAUUUCGGCGGAUUCCCGAUGCCUAAUUUUCCAGUGGCGCUCGCUCCUUCAGUGGUACCACUUGCCGUCGAAAACCCACUGGAAAAUCUUUCGUUGGGACCCAGCAAUCAUACAAGGACGUCAAGCAAGCCAAUCAGGCCGACACCGAUUCUUCCAGUGCCUCCGUCUUUGAAAAUGGCUGAUCUUAAUCUGAACCAGAAUACCAACACGGACCCCAGCUUGCCUCUAUCACUGAAGCUCUCCACAGCAUCGUCGGGCGAGCAGUCACCUCCGGCGACACACUCGUCAACUUUUCAGAUGAAGGAAGAUAGAAGAAGAUAGAGGUGAAGUUCGAGGAAGAAUAUGUAUGUAUAUGUCAUACCUCUUUAAGCAAUUUUCAUUAGAUAAUGAUAGGCCUACUACCUCCUACCACCGGUCUACUACUCACAUUAUUAUUUUUAGUUUCUUUCUUCUCGGUCUGCACGCUCAGAAGCUCUCCGCAUCAUUCCUUUACUCCUCUGCACUCAUCUAUCAGAAACUCGCCUGCCAGAAACUUUGUUCUGCACUUCUCUACUUAUAAAGAGGAGACUAACCAUCGGUGAUGUUAUAACCCAAGCGCAUAAUUCAUAUUGUAAUUUAAUGUUAGUCUCAGCUUUAUAACAUCAAGGAUGGUUAGUACUUGCUAAAUGAACCCAUGAUUUUGCCCCAUUAAUAUGAGAUCAACUCAGUAUUACUAGUGAAGUGAUUAUUAGUGAAAUUGUAUAUUUUUUUUAAUUAUUAAGAAUGUUAAAAAAUAUGUAAAAGAAAAUAAAAUAAAAACAAAAAAAAUUGUACUAGUCCCGUUGGGUGUACUCGCUAGCAUCAUACCCAAACAUAGUCUUCUUUUUUAUAAGUAGAGGAGUGCAGAGUAGAGUUUCUGACAAGCGAGUUUCUGAUGGAUGA
Messenger RNA from Juglans regia (Persian walnut), 1662 nucleotides. RefSeq names its product transcription factor MYB1R1-like. Gene Ontology annotation, biological process: response to auxin; response to ethylene; response to gibberellin. Gene Ontology annotation, molecular function: DNA binding. The transcript has 4 exons. NCBI's taxonomy places the organism in Eukaryota, Viridiplantae, Streptophyta, Magnoliopsida, Fagales, Juglandaceae. The coding region runs from base 232 to 1062 and encodes 276 amino acids. The record is from RefSeq and is a predicted model, not a curated record.